AUGCGACUGGUGGCAGAUUCCCAUCGCCACCUCUGCUUUCCACUCCUAUCGAGGCUGACUCUAGGGAGGUCCAAGGCACUCGAUAUCGUUGGAACCUCGCCCAACCAUCUUCUUACCGCCCACGUGCCUCACUGCAUUUCCUCUGGCUGGUUUCAGAGCGGUGUCAAAGGCGGCCAACCAUCUGCCAAUCAUUUGCAACUUGACCUCCGCUGGCCGAUCUCAGAUCUUCAAAACUACAGAAUGCGGUGCCAUAUACUCCUUCGUCCGCAGCUGCGCAGAUUCCAGCCUUUACCAAGCCAAUAUGGCAUUCGACAAACCGUCUUCGUUCGCUUCAAGUCACACAUCCCUCGUCCAUCCCAAAAGCACAUCUCGCCCUUCCCAAAAGAGAAAGACAGCACUACUGCCGCGUCUCCAGUCCAGAGGACAUUGACCCCAGCGAAGACUACUACAAGAAAUGGACCACCCGAGCGGAUCUUAGUCUACUAUGGCGGAACCGGGAGAGCGAUCUUCCUGGGAACACUCCGAAUCACCACCGUCCUCCUCUUUGGAGCUGCCUGUCUGAUUGUCGCGCCAGAAUGCUCUGUUGCAGACUAUCCAUGGUAUAGCGUUCCAGGAGUCAUUGCCGCUGGCUCCCUGCCCAUGCUCUUCAUUUCAUACACCGCUGCCCCAUAUGUCAACUUUGUCCACCUGGCUCUCCCAGCAUUCGCCCGGAAGUCCCGAGAGGCUGCCGUCCAGUACGCCAAGGAGCUUCCUCCUACGGCAGUCCUCUAUCUCACCAGCAUGCGGUUCAACACCAUUCCCCGACAAACAGCAGUACGCAUUGGGGAUCUUGUCCCAACCAAGGACUUAGUACGACCUGUCACCUUUGAGCACUUGAAGCCUGCGCCACGACGAUGGUGGCAAGGCCGGGCUCCAACUCAGUUCUACACCGACUCCAACAGCAAACCAGGUCGACAGACAUCUGCAUUUUUCCCUGAGUUAUGGAAUGGAAUUUACCAACAAAUCAAGAACGCGAAGCCCCAGUCUCGCUCAUAA
Messenger RNA from Penicillium salamii, 1035 nucleotides. The record is from the annotation of a GenBank genome assembly. Lineage: Eukaryota; Fungi; Ascomycota; Eurotiomycetes; Eurotiales; Aspergillaceae.